CUCGUGAUGACGCUCUGAAUCCGAUCCGUCAAGAGAUGCGGCUCAAGAUGGGCCACACAAGGCUCGAAUGGCUCUCCGUCCUGCUUAUCGUCGCACCGCUGACAGUAGUGCAUGCUCUCAGCUUGCGUCCACGGGCUAUUCCUGGUCCGAGCCAAGAUCAGCGUGUGCUUGGCAGUCAGCAGAGUGCAGGCAUACACACCCAGUCGACGACUCUCGUGGACUUGCUCUCCGCCGACGCCGACUUCUCGCUCUUGCUCAGACUGGUCCAGCGAGCCCGACUUGUCCCCACGCUGAAUGCGCUCAAUGGUUCGACUUUCUUUGCGCCGACGAAUGAUGCCAUCAAGAGAAUCCAGAACCAGACAGCUCGUCAUCCGUUCAAGCUGGACACUCCAGUGGACAACAUACAAGCAGAGCUGAGAGCCACGCUGCUGUAUCACCUGCUCAACUAUACGCUCAACGACACUGCAAACGCCAAUGAUCAGGUUGAGAUGCACGAGACGAUGCUCAUACCAUCACGCAAAGCCGGUCAAGGCCGGCCCGGGUCACCUGGCAUGGGAGACGGUCAUGACGAUCAGUUGGACACACGCGAUCAGUAUGAGGAUGACUACGGCUGGCUCGCCGGUCAAGGUCAAAAGCUCUUCAUCGCGCCAAGUAAGACAACAGACAAGCCAUCCCCUUUGCUCGUCGGCGUCUCUGCACAAGGUGCAGGUGGUGUCACUAGCGGUAUAUCACGCAGCGCAACCAACGGCAACCUCGUGCCGCUGGAUGGCGUGCUCGAUCCGCCCCGAAACCUCUCGCAGCAAAUUGUCGACCAUCCAGACCUUGCGCAGUUCCGAGCUCUCUUCGGCACGGACGAGCUCAACAAACGGAUGAAUCACACGCAUUUGACUCUCUUUGCACCCAGCGAUAAGGCUUGGGAUGCUCUCGACGAAUACGAGAAACGAUAUCUUGCUUCUGGCUUUGCACAGGACGAUCUCGAGAAGAUACUGCAACAUCACCUCAGCUCAAGCAAACAGAUCGGCUACUAUGCCAAGGUCAAGAACGAGACCUUGUUGCCGACUCGAUCAGGCGCAUCUCUUGCGCUCGUGGUGAACAACGGCGUGCCAGAAGUCAAUGGGAGUGCUUUGGUAGAUUACGACAUCCUUGCGCAAAACGGUGUCAUGCACAUCGUCGAUACACUGCUUCUACCGCCAGAGGACAGUUUCACGCUGACACCGGAGAAGUAUCUCAUUGCGCUCAACGCCACUCGUUUUGUGGCUUUACUGCGCUCGGCGGAGCUUUCCAAGCAUGUCCAGUCGAGCAACGCUUCCAUGACCAUCUUGGCAGUACGAGAUGACGUUCUUGAACGAUGGGAAUCGGGAUGGGAUAGGACGCUGCCCGCCCAAGGAACGCGCGCAUUGACCGAAGCGCUUCAGUAUCAUCUUGUGCCCGGCAAGUGGACUAGCAAGGAUCUAGCAGAUGGCAUGCUACUGCCUACCUUGCUCGAGCCCGAUAGUCUCGACCAUGCGCCCCAAUUGAUCACAAUAUCGGUAUCACAAUCAGAAUCAGAACCAGCCAGUCUCUUCUCCAAGCCAAAGCCGGAGAAGCCUACCGAUCUGGGCUUCAACACCGCCAGCGUUAUCGCUUCGCCUGUGGUUGUGGGCAAUUCUAUCAUCUACUUGAUCUCUCAAAUGCUCGAAGCGCCUCCAAACGUCAUCGAAACGGCGGUUUCCGAUCUCCGCCUAUCGACGUUUGUUGCGAGCGUCUUCGCUGCAGAUCUAGAUAAGAAGCUCAAAAAGCAGCCGGCUUUGACGUUCCUUGCGCCCGACAACGAUGCAUUUCGCAGGCUAGGUCUCGUCAUGUCUUAUCUCUUACUGCCGACUUCGCGGCGCGAGCUCGUCUCGACUCUGUCAUAUCACGCAGUCAGAGAAUUGGUCUACGAGGAAGACUUCCAGCCCGGCUCAAACGAAUACAUGACACUGGAAGGAUCGGGCAUCUAUAUUGGCAAGAACGACACAGGCGCUCUACAAAUCCACGGACCGACCCUGAGCGGCUUCAGAGUCAAUGGCGAUACUCGCGAUGCCCAUUUAUUAGAAUCCAACAUUCUCACCAAAACGGGAGUGCUCCAUGUGACCGAUCACGUCGUCUUGCCACCCACGGUCAGCAUCUCGAUCGAUAAGCUCAUGCGAGGUGGCAAAGCAUCUACAAUGGCUGAGCUCCUCCGACUCACCAACCUUACCUGGGUGGCAGACGGCUCUCCACCUCCCGACGAAGCAAGUGCAGCAAUGCUUCGCAAGAAGCUCAACAAGGCGCCUUUCAGGCGACGCUCAUACACUGUGCUCUGUCCGACCGACAAAGCCUUCACAGCACUCAAUCUGACUUACUACCUCGGUGAUAUCCCCGCGCUCACUGAACUCAUGAAGUUACACAUCAUACCAUCAGAUCCGCCUUCGCGGUCAUCUAUAGCCGAACCGCGACACGGCUUUCCAAGCGGACGACUACCUUUGGAACUUGCAGACUCGGCAGUCUACGACACUCUGCUCAGUGAAGACGAUCCGAAAAGUAGCGGUCGGGUCGCUCUGAGACGGUUUGCCGAAGACAGCUGGCUCGUUGGCGUCGAUGGGGCGAGGGGCGAGCAAGGUCGUAAAGACUGGGCGCGCAUCCUCUCUUGGGGCAAGGCGACGCCUGUCUUCGCUACCUCCGAUGACGCUAGCACCGGUGAGCAUGAUGCAUCGAUUCAACGAAGCAGGAUGAGCUUCGGCGGUGGCGUUCUACUCAUCGAUUCCGUCUUGCUACCCUAUCGACCUACAUUCUGGCACAAGUUUGGCUGGAUCAUCGUCGUCGUCAUCCUGGCCAUCAUCGGCUUGACGUGCGUCGGCUUGCUCGCGUGGAAGCUUUGGUCAUCUCAGCGCGCGGAAGCAUACAUCGUGCUCGAAAACGAAGAAGAUUAGACUAUUUGUCGUGUUUGUUGUAAAACCCCAUCGUGCAUGUAGCAGUCACUCGCAUAACAUGCAAUCUAUGCAUUCAGAGUCCACAAGCUG
Messenger RNA from Mixia osmundae IAM 14324, 3020 nucleotides. RefSeq lists its product as uncharacterized. NCBI's taxonomy places the organism in Eukaryota, Fungi, Basidiomycota, Mixiomycetes, Mixiales, Mixiaceae. The record is from RefSeq and is a predicted model, not a curated record. The transcript has 4 exons. The coding region runs from base 36 to 2930 and encodes 964 amino acids.